Molecule: messenger RNA, 498 nt
Organism: Fusarium musae
Lineage: Eukaryota; Fungi; Ascomycota; Sordariomycetes; Hypocreales; Nectriaceae
Exons: 3
Coding region: 1-498 (165 amino acids)
Cellular component (GO): mitochondrion
Source: RefSeq, a predicted model, not a curated record
AUGUUUGUUGCACGACAGAGGGUAGCCGGCGUGGCUCGUCAGCUGCAAAGGACGGCGCGAACCUACGCCUCUGACGCCCAUGCCCACCACAAAGCCCCAGAAGUCAACGAGUCGUUCAGCACCGGUUCUCUCCUCGCUGUCGGCGGUUUCUUCGGCUCCGUUCUCGUCUACCAAUUCGUUCCUCAGGAGGGCGAGCAGUCCUCAAUCCUCAGCCUCAUCGACAAGUACACUUCCCGUGGAAAAGACUGGGAGGACAUCAAUGCGCUUCACACAAAGGCCAUGGAGCAGGCUGGUUAUGACCGAAACCUCUUUGAAAACGGCGGCAACAAGCACCGAUUUGUCGAUGUUGCCUAUCCCGAGGCAAUGACUUCGUAUGCUCCCCGAAACAAUGUUGCCGGCCAUCUGGCCAACAUGGACUAUGUCGUUGAGCACUACCGUCAAAAGCAUAUCCAGGAGGAGGAGCGGAAAGCGGCCAAACUGGCACAGAAGGAGGAAUAG